This is a messenger RNA of Aegilops tauschii subsp. strangulata, 759 nucleotides long. RefSeq lists its product as uncharacterized. The record is from RefSeq and is a predicted model, not a curated record. Lineage: Eukaryota; Viridiplantae; Streptophyta; Magnoliopsida; Poales; Poaceae.
AUGAUAGGCUACUUUGCGCAGCACCAGGCAGCAGCAGAAGCAUCGGACGAGGGCUACUACGGCUUCAUCAUGACGCUGGACGUGUACGGCCUGGCUCUGAGCCCUGAGCAGUACAGCUUGGCCUCGGUCUGGCUCAUCCACGACGGCGACGGCGCGGCGGCCAACUACAACGCCAUCCAGAUCGGCUGGGAGGCUGCGCCGUCCGUCUACGGCGAUUCCCGCACUCGCCUGGCCGCUACUUGGACGAGUGAUGGAUUUCAGAGAGCUUUCUGCCGCAACGCGGACUGCGCCGUCGGCUUCCAGCCUGAAGAGGGCGCGCCCAUGGCUCUGGGCGACGUGAUUCAGGCCGUCUCCCAGCCCGGAGGACCCAAGCAAACCAUCACGAUCAAAGUCAUCAAGGACGGUGAGCUGGGAGAUUGGCUGGCGUACUGCGGGCUCAACGCGGACGGCCUGGCGCUGAUCGGCCGUUUCCCAAGGUCACUCUUCGCCGGAGGGAUGGCGGACCGGGCGUCGCGCAUCCAGUUCGGCGGCUUCGUGCAGACCCGCGCCACGGACCUGGCUCCCAUGGGCAGCGGCUACCUCCCCACCAACGUGGCCGCCGCGUCCAUCAGUGACGUGCAGUUCAUCGACCGGAGCGGCAACGCUUCGCCGGUGACGGGACAACUGCCGACGUACAUGACUGAUCCGAAUAUCUACGUGGCUACUGACAUGGCCGAUGGCCAGUUCUUCUACGGGGGGCCCUUGGAGUCUACAGAUUGA